Molecule: messenger RNA, 1547 nt
Organism: Plasmodium gaboni
Lineage: Eukaryota; Apicomplexa; Aconoidasida; Haemosporida; Plasmodiidae
Exons: 1
Source: RefSeq, a predicted model, not a curated record
AAUCAUGCAAAAGUAAUAUUUGUUCAGAUAAUCCCGUUCAAGACAUACAAUGCUUAUGUUCAGAAAAUCAAAAUGUCAAUAUUCCUAAACGUACGUCUGAUUCCUUAUGUAGUAUCAAUUCUAAUAUAUUUAAUAUUUCAGACUAUAUAAGAUAUAAUCUUUUUAGUUAUAUACACAUUUUAAAUAAUCAUGAAUUAGAUAUUCACCAAAGGCAAUGUAUAGAAGAAAUAGUAAAUUUCCAAGAUUCGAAAUUGAAAUGGAUAGAAGAAAAGGAAAAAGGAGAAAAGAAAGAUAAUGAAGAAAUGCAAUUACCAAUACAAAAGGAUAAUAUUAACGAAUUGAGAUAUAGUUCUGAAGAAUAUAAUCAUGAUAUAAAUGAAAGUUUUGAAAAGUUCAAUAUAGAAUCUAAUGAUGAAGUGUUUAAAAAUACGGUCGUUGAUAAGGUUGACCAUAGGUUUAUUGAUAAGGAUUUUGAUAGGGUUGUUCAUAGAGUUGAUGCUCCAUUUAAUGAUAGAGUUGAUUCUCAAUUUGAUAAUACAGUUGAUUCUCAAUUUGAUAAUACAGUUGAUUCUCAAUUUGAUAAUGUGGUAGAUAAUUAUCAUAACUCUAAUUCUUUCAUUAGCACAGAAAAAAUUCAAAACGAUCAAAUAUUAGAUGAAGAAGAUAUUAUUGAUGAAAAGAGAAAAUAUGGGGAAUCAUAUAUUAGUAGUAUGAAUAAAGAUACUAAAUGUAUAAAUGAAGAAAAUACCAAUAUAAAUAGAUUAACACGUAAUCAUAUAUUUUUAAUUGACUCAGAUGAUAUAGGAAAUGCAUCACCAGAAUCUAAACAAAAAAAACGUACGUUUUAUAGAACUAAUGGUCGAUUAGCUAAAAAAAUGAAAAAUGAAAAAAAUCAGAACAAAAAUAUACAAUAUAAGGAAAUGAACGAAAAUAUAGAGAAAUUGGAAAUAGAAAUAAAACAAGAACAAGAAGAACAAGAAGAAGAACAAGAAGAACAACAAGAAGAAGAACAAGAAGAACAAGAAGAAGAACAAGAAGAACAAGAAGAAGAACAAGAAGAAGAACAAGAAGAACAACAAGAAGAAGAACAACAAGAAGAAGAAAAUAAUGGAAACAAAGCACAAAGUAUUUUUGAUAUUAUUUAUAAUCAUUAUGUUAAUAAUAUAAAUCAAUAUAGUUUUGGAACUAGCGCCUAUUAUAAUUUCAAACGUAGACCUAAUAUUAUAUGUAAUGAAGGUAUGAAUUUAGAUUUAUUUUUAGUCAUUACUAAGCAAUAUAAAAUAUUGAAAUAUUUACUUAAUAAAAAAGAAUUAGAAGAAAUAUUCUUAAAAGAAUCUAAAGGAAAUACAUUUAUUCAAUCAAAAACAUUUAAAAAAAUUUUAAUGAUAUGUGCUCGAAAAGGUUUUAAUAAACCACCACAUAAUAUUCAUUUUAUAGAUAACAAGAAAAUAUAUACUAACUUAAUUCAGUGGCUUAAAAAUCAUUCACCUGAAAAUCAAAAACAAUUAAUCCUAAAAAGUUCAGAAAUAAUUAAUCUCAACCUUUAA